This is a messenger RNA of Funneliformis caledonium, 1392 nucleotides long. The record is from the annotation of a GenBank genome assembly. Lineage: Eukaryota; Fungi; Glomeromycota; Glomeromycetes; Glomerales; Glomeraceae.
AUGUUAAAAACAUCCUCGUCCGCAACAGCAAAUAACAACCAGUCUUCAGCAGGGGAAACAGGGAAGAUUAAGGAUCUUCACCACGCAAGUAGGCUUUUCGUACUGGAGUCGUGUCCCAGAUUCUUGGGGAGUUUGAGCGACUGGGACUUUUAUUAUAUCGACAAAUUUCCUGGAUGUAAUAAAAAUGAGGCACAUCGUGCCCUGAGUUUUGAACUUAGUAUCCUUCUUAAGAAACUACCAAGCGGAGGCUGCUGUUAUUCCAAGGCAAACGCCUUGAAAAAGGCUUUGGAGCGCAAAAUCAAAAGCAUUACCAUACAAGAAGAAAUUGGACGAGCCGAAGAGCAGAUAUCAGAAAAAUCAAAAAAACAUAAAGCAAGCUCGAAAGAAAGUGAGAUACCAUUGACUUCUUUCAGUAACAAUAACAAAGAGGAUUACAACAAGCAAGCGAAUGAUGUUAUAGCUAGUGAUUUGGAUGAUAAAAUGACCGAAUCAAUGGUUGGAAAAGUGGAGAGAACGGCACUGAUUGUGGAGAAUGUCGAUUUGGAAGAAACUUUCGAAUACUACUGUAAUGAAUGCGAAAAAAAUAUUUUUGACGAUAUAAUGGACCUUAGACCUACCUCCCGAUUUACAGAAAAAUUCCCUGAAGAAAUAUGGGAGAAAUUUGUGUCAAAUACGUAUCCUGAAUACGAAAUAUCUAAAACAUGGGAAGAUUUAAUACAAGAUAUCUUUGAGCCAAAAGAGACAUUAGCAGAAUGGUUGGAAGCCUGGCGUGGACUUCGUGUAACUUCUGAUAAAAAAAAAAAAUGUAAUGAAGACCUGGUGAUCAAAGAUGCGAUAUAUAAUAUUCUCGCCCCAUAUAUCGAAGCUUUCCAAGCGCCAUACAAUAUACUAAAAUCAGGUGAUCUCGGAGAAAAUCAAUAUAACGCACACUUUGUAAGUCCGGUACUGAGUAAUACGCUCAAGGUUGUCCUUAAUAUCGAAUGGAGAAUUCUUGAAGUCCCGGUUGAAAGUAGUAAGCACCGACGUAAUGCCAAUAUCAACCCAAUUAUUGACAAAGUAUUGGAAGCAAAACGUGCGGAUGGUCUCGCCCGCCUCUGGCAAAGCCAUGAAGAAGUGUUCAUAUAUGAACAGACGGGUCCUCCAAAUUUCGACGACGUUACUCAACUUUUCAUCCAUGAUUACAAGUUAGUUCGGACCAUGAGGGAUGUAUUAAAUCAGAGAAUAAUACUUCGCCUUAGAGACGGGAUAUCUGAUCACAAAGACCUAGCAAGCUUUGUUGCAUUUGGUCAUCGCAGUGAGAUAUCUUUAUUUUGGUGUACGAUGCACCAAAAAUCAUAUUGUUUUCAGAAAUACGGAAGUUUCAACAUUCCUGCAAUUUGGCAGGAUCUUCCC